UGAGAGGCCCCGAUUGUUGUAAAUCGAAACGACGCGGCAAAGCCGAACAAAGCCCUUUUACAGAAAAUAAUCAAAGUGGCUUUGACUGCAGUUGUUGGUGUAGGGUUUAAUACGUUGAGACAGUGUAUCAGACAGCGAUCUUUGUUCGCCAGCAGAUACAUAAAUUCUACACUAAAUAUGCCCAAAAGAACAAAGAAAGCGGUUGUGAAGGAUGAAGACAAUGAAGAUGUAGCUGAGGCAAAACCAGCCAGAAAAAGACAGAAAAAAGAACCAGCAGAGGAUGCUAAGCCUGCCAAAACCCCUAAAGGCAAGAAGGAAAAGGAAGAAGAAAAUGGUGAUGGAGAUACACCAGCAUUGAAGAAGGUACCAUCAGUUGAUGUGUCUGGAAUGGAUUUUACAUCUGAUUCUAAAACAGAAGAUGGUAGAACAUGGAAUGUAAAGAUAGCAUCAUGGAAUAUAAAUGGUAUCCGAGCAUGGUUGUCAAAAGAUGGAACAAGUUAUAUUAAAGCAGAGGCCCCAGAUGUUAUGUGUUUACAAGAAACAAAAUGUGAUACAUCUAAAAUACCAGCUGAUUGUAAAAUAGAAGGCUAUACGGCUCACUGGUUAUCAGGGGAUAAAGAAGGAUAUUCAGGUGUUGGGAUGUAUACAAAAACAAAACCUAUAAAUGUUACCUAUGGUAUAGAUGUUUCAAAGCACGAUAAUGAAGGAAGAGUUAUUACAGCUGAAUUUGAGAAGUAUUAUGUUGUUACUGCAUAUGUACCUAACAGUGGUAGAGGAUUACCUAGAUUAAACUACAGAACAAAAGAAUGGGAUGUAGAUUUCAUUAAAUAUCUAAAAGAUUUAGAUGCAAAGAAACCGGUUAUAAUGUGUGGUGAUCUAAAUGUGGCUCAUCUUGAUAUAGAUCUGAAGAAUCCUAAAACUAACAAGAAGAAUGCAGGUUUUACACCACAAGAAAGAGAAGGUUUUACUAAUCUAUUAAAUGAAGGAUUUGUUGAUACGUAUAGAAAGUUAUAUCCAGAUAAAGAGGCAGCCUAUACAUUCUGGGCUUAUUUUAUGAAUAAUAGAGCUAAAGACUGUGGAUGGAGAUUAGAUUAUUUUGUUGUAUCAGAAAGAUUAACCAAAGAUCUGUGUGAUAGUGUUAUUAGAAAACAUGUCAUGGGUAGUGAUCAUUGUCCAGUUGUACUCUAUAUGAAUCUGUAAUCAAAUAUUGUCUACAUCUAAUCGUGAGACAACUGUUUUGAUUUUUAUUAGAGUGGAAUAUAAUGUUAUUAUUUCAUCAUUUUCUAUUCAUGUAACGAGACAACGGGUUUGCUUUUACCAAUUUGAUUAAAACUCAGAUCCUGUCUUGUUUUACUUUUCUUUACUAAACUAGGAUCUGGAAGAGUUGUUAUAUAACUUGCAUUCUGGAUGAUGUGAAACGGUCUGUUAUGGCUAGUUUUUGGCGUGAGGUGCUUGGAACUGUGGGUAACCCACUAGAAACAUCAACGCUGAUUGGGUAAUCAAAUUUCUGACGUCAAAGGAUCAAAAGCCGCUCAUUUGACCCCUGACAUGACCUUCCACUACAACUGAUUAGAUCUUCAUGUAGUGGAGACCAUCGAAAGAAUAAAAAAAAUGAAAUAAAAUAUAGAUCUGUAUUUUAAUCAGAUUUUGCUUUUACUAGAUUAAAAAUAAUGUCAUUUUCUAUAUGUAAUAAUCCAUGAGAUAAUGGUUAUGGUCUUACUAGACUGGAAAAUAAUGUUAUCAAUUUCUUCAAUUCACAAAUUGUUUUUAGAAUUCCUUAUUAAAAUAAUAAGCUUUCUAUGUUCUAUGUAUAAUUUCAUUAUUUUCUUCUGCACAAUAUUUCACUCCAAAUAAUUUAAAAUAAUCUAAGCGUCUGACCUAUCAAAAGCCUUAUAAGAUAUUAGGGUAAUGAAAAUUGUUUAAAGUUUUAACAAUUCUCUUUACCCCAAAAUUCCAUUCAACAUCAUUAAUUUACCUAGUCCUGAGUUCACAAAGCAUUCUCAGACUUAAGUUAAGAAUUUACUCAAAAUUGUUCGUCUUAUUUUGACUAAAAUAUAGUCCUUUAUAAAACUAUUCUUGUUUUAAUGUAUCAAAUACAUCAAUAAGAAACUGUGUGCAAUUGUUUGUGUUUCUGGAUCAAAGAUAUUUCUCAUAAACAGUGAUUGAAAGUUGAGUAAAUUCUUAAUUUAAUUCUGGGCCUGGUGAGCUGUCAUUUUAUCAUCCUAUGUAUGUGUAUUUUUUAAAUACUGCUCAGCAGACAUAGUCACAAUAUCAUUAGUAUAAUGAACUAUUUGAGAUAUAAAUAUGUUGUAUUCUGUAUAUUAUUGUUUAAUGUGACAGGGAAUAUCGGGGAUGAGACCACAAUAAAGACAUUUUUAACUUUCAACUAAAUCUCUGGAAUAUUUUUUUUUCAUACUGCAAAACAUUUUACAAUAACAAGUUAUUUUCAUUUCUUUUGUUACAUUAAUGAUUGUGUGCAGAGCCCGUUUUUGGGGU
This is a messenger RNA of Patella vulgata (common limpet), 2496 nucleotides long. Its product is annotated as exodeoxyribonuclease. Gene Ontology annotation, biological process: base-excision repair. The transcript is spliced from 9 exons. Gene Ontology annotation, cellular component: nucleus. The coding region runs from base 178 to 1200 and encodes 340 amino acids. Gene Ontology annotation, molecular function: DNA binding; DNA-(apurinic or apyrimidinic site) endonuclease activity; double-stranded DNA 3'-5' DNA exonuclease activity. The record is from RefSeq and is a predicted model, not a curated record. NCBI's taxonomy places the organism in Eukaryota, Metazoa, Mollusca, Gastropoda, Patellidae.